AUGGAGGCGACGGCGGUGAGCUUGGCGCGGUCGGUGCUGGACGGCGUGCUGAGCAGGGCGGGCUCCGCCGUGGCCGACGAGGCCGCGCUGCUGCUGGGCGUGCGGCGGGAGGUGGACUUCAUCCGCGACGAGCUGGAGAUGAUGCGGUCCUUCCUCAAGGUGGCCGCGGCCAACCCCGACGCCGACGACACCGUGCGGACGUGGGUGAAGCAGGUGCGGGACCUCGCCUACGACGUCGAGGACUGCCUCCUCGACUUCGCCCUCUUCGCCGACACGUCCUCGUCGUCGUGGCUCCGUCCCCGGCGCCUGGCCGAGCGCCACCGCGUCGCGGCGAGGAUCCGGGAGCUCAGGGCCAUGGUGGAGGAGCUGAACCAGCGGUUCCAGCGGUACCACGUCGUCGCCGACCACCCGCGGGUGCUCCUGCCGCGCGGCGGCGGCUCCGACGACCCGCAGCUCGCCGACCAAGACGCGGGGUACUCGGCCGAGCUGGCGUUCCAGGAGUCGGACAUCAUCGGGCGCGCCCGCGAGAAGGCGGAGGUGACGGCGCUCGUCCUCUCCGGCGCCGGCGCCGGCGCGCUGGGGGUGGUGUCGGUGUGGGGGAUGGGCGGGAUGGGGAAGUCGUCGCUGGUGCGGAUGGUGCACAACGACCCGGUGCUCCUCGACGCCUUCGACUGCGGCGCGUGGGUGACGGUGCCGCACCCGCUCGACAGCGCCGACGAGUUCGUCCGGCGGCUCCGGCGGCACCUCGGCGUCGCCAAGGAGCAGCCGGACGUGCACGCCUACCUCCGGGAGAAGCGGUACGUGAUCAUCGUCGACGACCUGCACAGCAAGGAGGAGUGGGAGCACAUCUGGCCGGUGCUGCACGCCGACGCCGGCCAGGGCAGCCGCGUGGUGGUGACGACGCGCCGGGAGGACGUUGCGCGGCACUGCGCGGGGCACGUCCGCGAGGAGCACGGCCAUGUCUACGAGCUCAGGCCACUUGGGCGGGAAGAGUCAAAGGAUCUCUUUUGUCAGAAGGUCUAUAAAUCAACUGAGUACACAUUGGAGAAGGAAAUGGAGGAUCAAGCUAGUCCUAUCUUAAAGAGAUGCAGGGGGCUUCCACUGGCCAUAUCCACUAUAGGAGGCCUUUUAGCCAACAGGCCUAAAACAAGCAUAGAGUGGAUGAAGUUGGAUGAACACCUUGGUGCAGAGCUAGAGUCUUCUGAUCUCCGUAACAUCACUAAAGUGAUUGUUUCAAGCUAUGAUGGCUUGCCAUAUUAUUUGAAAUCGAUAUUCCUAUACCUUAGUAUUUUUCCUGAGAACCAUGAGAUCAGAUGCACCCGCUUGUUGAGGCGUUGGAUGGCAGAAGGGUACAUAGCAAAGAACCGUGAUAUGCCCGUGGAGGAAGUGGGGCAACGUUUCUACAAUGAGCUCAUCAACAGGAGCAUGAUCCAACCCUCCAAGAAGAGGAUUAGCCCCAGUGUAAGUGUGGAUCGUUGUCGGGUUCACAGCAUGGUGUUGCAAAUCAUCCUGUCCAAGUCCAUUGAGGAGAACCAACUCUUCCUCGUCAAGAAACACUGCAAUGAGGUCCCACAAAGCAAGAUACGCCAUCUAGUAGUAUCCAGAUGGAAGAGGAGGGAUGAAAAGCUGGAAAGCAUAAACUUUUCGUACAUUCGGUCACUAACGGUCUUUGGAGAUUGCCCUGCUUCUCUCAUAUCUCCAAAAUUGCGUCUUCUGCGAGUUAUGGACUUGGAAGACUCACUUAAUCUAAAGAAUGAAGACCUCAGACAUGUAGGAGAGCUUCACCAUCUAAGGUAUCUUUGUUUAAGAGGCACAGAUAUAUCAAAGCUUCCAUCCUUGCAAAACCUUCGGUACCUAGAGACAUUAGAUAUCCAAGACACAAAGGUGACGCAACUCCCUGACGGAAUUGCAAAACUUGAGAAGCUACGUUAUCUUCUUGCUGGCAUCAACUUCUCUAAAGAGCUAUUGCACAAGGUGGAACAACCCGAGACAGAUAAUCGCAAAGCCAGCCUACUAGGGAACAUGGUAUCAUGUUUAUAUUGCAACGGAGGUGAUUUUUGUGGGAUUUCUAGCCUGGAUCGAUUCAGUGUAAGGGCCCCUGAAGGAGUUGAGAAGCUAAGAGAUUUGCACAUGUUGGGUGCAAUCAAUGUCGGCCAUGGCAAUGGUGUGGUAGGGAAGCUUAAGAAACUAACAAACUUGAGAAGGCUAGGGGUCUCAGGUAUCAUUGACGAAGAAGGGCAAGACCUAUGCAAGUCAAUUGAGAAGCUAAAUCGUUUGCAGCGGCUCGAAGUACGCUCUAAUUCCCUUCAAUUUCUUGUUGAAAGUGAUUUUUCAGCACCGAAACAUCUUCUUUCACUUAGGCUAUACGGCGAUCUAGUCAAAUUGCCUAAAUGGAUUGGUUCACUCAAUGAUCUGGCAAAGUUGAAGCUGUUGGGGACACAAUUAAAGCAGGGGGAAAUUAUGCUUCUAGGGAAAUUGCGCAAUUUAGCUUCACUUGGCCUGUGGGAGAACUCUUACAUAGGGAAUUCAUUGAAUUUUGGUGCCGGCACAUUCCCAAAGAUCAAAUUCCUUGACAUUGAUGGGCUAAAGAAGAUUGAAAAGGUGACGAUCGAGUAUGGUGCAAUGCUUGAGCUUGAACAACUAUGGGUGAAAGAUUGCAAAGAACUACUUGAUAGUGAAGAAGGCUUAUCAGGAGUACCACAUCUGCCAAACUUGAAUGAGCUUCUUGUAAAGAAGUGUGGUGAGAAGGAGGAACUGAUGGAGAUAUUGCAAACACAGGUCAGCGAACACAGUAAACGUCCGAAGUUCCUCAUUGGCAAGUCUAUCGUAACUACAAGCCCAAAACGACGUAGAACUCAGUAGAAGAUCAAUGGAGAUGGAAGAUUGUUAUGUAUGGCAUAGUUUGUUCUGUUUUCUUUAUUUGUGUACAUCUCGA
Messenger RNA from Oryza brachyantha (malo sina), 2935 nucleotides. RefSeq names its product disease resistance protein Pik-2-like. The transcript is spliced from 2 exons. Gene Ontology annotation, molecular function: protein binding; ADP binding. The record is from RefSeq and is a predicted model, not a curated record. NCBI's taxonomy places the organism in Eukaryota, Viridiplantae, Streptophyta, Magnoliopsida, Poales, Poaceae. Gene Ontology annotation, biological process: defense response to other organism. Bases 1 to 2862 code for a protein of 953 amino acids.